UGGCACGAGUCUGUCUUCUUGGAGCUGUUGGUUCAGUUUUCGAGACAUUAGGAAUUUUGGGGGGAAAUACAAACAGAAAUCUAAGUUGCUAAAAUGCAGAUUAAGGAGAAACCCAACCUACUGCUCUCCUUCCACACUGAACCCAAACAAGAGUCACUGGAUUCUGAUGGUGACAGUGGAGCUCAGUGUUCAUUAGUGGACUCAGGGAUGACAUCAGUGAAGCAGGAAGACUGCAGUCAAACGCUGGGACUGAAUGUUACCAUUAAAUAUGAAGAGAAGAAUGGGGUGAUCAUUAAAAUGGGAGAGGGGGAUUUAAUUAAUCAAGAUGAGAUUCCUGAAGUGGACACACUUGGAGAUAAACAACAGGAAGACUACAGUGAUAAGGAGUCUCACCACUGCCCCCAUUGUGAAAAACAUUUCUUAUCUCUACCAACGUUAAAAAGACAUAUUAACAUGCAUACUGGAGAGUACUCCUGUUCUGACUGUGGGAAGAUUUUCUCUCAAUUAGGUAGCCUUAAAGCUCACCAGCGUAUUCAUACUGGAGAGAAACCUUACUCCUGUUCUGAUUGUGGGAAGUGUUUUAUUACAUCAUCUGAACUUAUUAUGCACCAGAGAGUGCAUACAGGUGAGAAGCCAUACUCCUGUUCUGAAUGUGGGAAGAGUUUCUCUCAAUUAGGUAGCCUUAAAGCUCACCAGCGUAUUCAUUCUGGAGAGAAACCGUACUCCUGUUCUGAUUGUGGGAAGAGUUUUAUUACGUCAUCUGAACGUACUAUGCACCAGAGAGUGCACACAGGUGAGAAGCCUUACAAUUGUUCUGAAUGUGGGAAUAGCUUCUCUCAAUCAAGUCAGUUUAAAGCUCACCAGCGCAUACAUACUGGAAAGAAACCUUACUCCUGUUCUGACUGUGGGAAGUGUUUUAUUAGAUCAUUUGAACUUACUAUUCAUAAGAGAAUGCACACAGGUGAGAAACCUUACGUUUGUUCUGACUGUGGAAAGUGUUUCUUUAGAUCAUCUCAACGUGCAAUCCAUCAGAGAGUGCACACAGGUGAGAAGCCUUACUCCUGUUCUGACUGUGGGAAGUGUUUUAUUAGAUCCUCUAAUCUUACUAGACAUCAGAGAGUGCACACAGGAGAGAAGCCUUAUUCCUGCUCUGACUGUGGCAAGAGUUUCAUUACAUCAUCUGGUCUUACUACUCAUCAGAGGGUGCACACAGGAGAGAAGCCUUACUCCUGUUCUGACUGUGGGAAGUGUUUCUCUCAAUUAGGUAACCUUAAAGCUCACCAGCGCAUACAUGCUGAAGAGAAGUCAUUCUCCUGUUCUUAAUGUGGGAAGUGUUUUUCAUCAUCUGCACUUAAAGUCAGAGAUGAGAAACCAUUCUUUUGUCCUGACUGUGGGAAUAGUUUCAUUAGCAAGCAAGCAAGUUUAUGUAUAUAGCACAAUUCCUACAUAGAAACGGUUCAAUGUGCUUUACAAAUAAAUAAAAUCACAAUAGUACAAAAACAAAUACUAGAAUAAAAAACACUAAAACAUGGGAGACUUUAACCACCUUAUUGAUUAAACAUGGGGGACUUUAACCACCUUAUUGAUAAAACAUGGGGGACUAAACCACCUUAAUUGAAAACAUAAAUAGAAUAAAAACAAAAAUGGUAGAUUCCAUAGUUGAUUCCAUGUUUAAGCAAUAAAAGUUGUACGGCUAACAGAUUGGUUACGUUUAAGUGUUCUGUCAAAGGCAUGUGAAAAAAAGUGUUUUUAACCUGGAUUUAAACAUUGAUAUGUUUUGGGCAUGUCUAAGAUCUUCUGGU
This is a messenger RNA of Esox lucius (northern pike), 1802 nucleotides long. Its product is annotated as oocyte zinc finger protein XlCOF6.1-like. The record is from RefSeq and is a predicted model, not a curated record. Bases 94 to 1323 code for a protein of 409 amino acids. The transcript has 3 exons. Lineage: Eukaryota; Metazoa; Chordata; Actinopteri; Esociformes; Esocidae.